CAGACUUUGCAUCCCAGACUGGAUGGGUUGUGGGGCGUCCGAGUUGACGACGAUGAUUGGUUGUGGAUUUUUUUUUUAAGGGAAGGGGGGGAAAAGCAAGAUGGCGACAAGCGAGAAGCAUCUCAACCCCUAAUUGGGGCACCUCCCACCCCCCCACCUCCAGGGCAGCAGGCCGAAGUGGGGAGAUACUUUGUGUGGUCCACAUUGGGGAACCUCGCGGGCCCGGGACUGUGGACAUGCCUGGCCCUAACCGUGACCCCACCAAGCCUCGGCUGUCACCCUGAGGAGGGAGGCUCCUUCUGCCUCUGUGCAGGGUACUCGGGGUCAUUCCACCAGCAACCCCUGCUCACCCACCUCUCCUUUGCUCUAAGGGUUAACACCAACAUCUUGCCUUCUUUGUAAUUUUAAAGGCAAACAGUUUGGCACAGCACAUUUUUGGCCAGGGUGAGCAGCUCAAACCUUCUAUUAGGCAGGAAAUUUUUCAACAGCUUGUCGCAUACUAUUAUCACAAAGUUUCUUACUUUACAACAGGUACCUAAGGACCUAAUUCCAUUCCCUUUGCUGUGUUAUUCUUAAAACAGCAAAUUGAGGUCUCUGGAGCCAGGGGGUGACAAAUGUUUAGAAAAGAAAAGGACAAUGACCUUUUAGAAGAAUCACUCAGCAGACCAGUACACACUGAAGAUGAUCAUAGAAUCACUCACUAUAUUAGAAUUGGAAGGCACAAGCUGGAGAUUUUACUGCAGCCUUCUCUGCUCUCCAGAUUCCUGUUCUUCCUGAAGAGGGGGAGCAUCAGAGAUCAGGAAAUAAAUGGCUUCUAUCCAUGCUGGCGGGUCCCAGGGGUUGGGUGGGGUGUCUCCUGUUGUUUCAGGCAUCUUUGGUGUUCGAGGAUUUAGCUGUCUAUUUCUCCAGAGAGGAAUGUGUGAGUCUGGACCCUUCUCAGAACCCUCUUUGCUGGGAAUGUGUGCCAAAGAAUUGCAAGGAUCUAAUCUCAUUUGCAGGAGACAACAAUGAAAAGGAAGAGGAAAAUUUUCAACAAGAAAAUCCAGAAAAUGGGGAAGUAGAAGCGGUGCCUUCGGAAUGGUACAAAAGAGACACUUCCCUGCAUCCUAGAUUGGGGAGGGAGUGUGAAAACGAACCAAGAUUCCCUGAUCAGAAAAGGGUAGGUAUGUCCCUACCUCAAGAAAAGAGAUUUAUAAGUCUUUUGAUUACAAUUGAAAAUUCCACUCAGUUUGAAGAACUUUCCCACUUUGUAGGAAGUAGAAUCUCUUGUCUCCAAGAACAGGCAGCACCAACAUCCUUUAAAUGUCUCCUGUGUGAUAAAGCCUUUAUCAAAAGAUCAUACCUUAUUUCACACCAGAGAAGCCACACGAGAACGAAACCCUAUAAAUGCACUGUCUGUGAGAAAAACUUCAAUAAGAAGUCAAAUCUCAGGGCUCAUGAGAGAGUCCAUACAGGGGAAAAGCCGUAUAAAUGUGAUGCUUGUGGGAAAAACUUUGCUCAGAGAUCCAACCUUGUUGCACAUGAGAGAAUACAUAAGAAAUCCCAAACAUAUGAAUGUGCUAAUUGGGGGGAAAACUUCAGUCGAAGAACACAUCUCAUCCAGCACGAGACCAUCCACCUAGUAGACAAUACUAAUAAAUGUGAUAAAUGUGGAAAAAGCUUCAUUUGUAAAUCAAAAUUUAUACAGCAUCAGAGAACCCAUACAGGGGAAAGACCCUACGAGUGUUCAACAUGUGAUAAAAGAUUUAGUCAGAAAUCAGAUGUUUUAAUUCACCAGAUAAUUCAUACUGGAGAGAAACCUCAUAAAUGUACUGAGUGUGGCAAAAGUUUCACUCAGAAAACAAAUCUUGCUAGGCAUAAGAAAACGCAUAUAGGACAGAAACCCUAUACAUGCAUUGACUGUGGGAAAAGUUUUGGUAUGCUUUCACAUCUUAUUACACAUCAAAAAAUCCACACAGGAGAGAAACCACAUAAAUGUAAUCAGUGUGGCAAAAAAUUCAUUUGGAACUCAGAUCUGAUACACCAUCAGAAAAUUCAUACGGAAGAAAAACCUUAUAAAUGUCUCAUAUGUAAGAAAAGAUUCACUAAGAAUUCAAAUCUUGCUGCCCAUCAUAAAAUUCAUACAGGAGAGAGGGCCCAUAAAUGUAACAAUUGUGAAAAGAGCUUCAGUCGGAGCUCACAUCUACUAACGCACCAGAGGAUCCAUACUGGAGAAAAACCUUAUAAAUGUCUCAUGUGUGAGAAGAAGUUCAACUGCAGUUCAAACCUCAUAACUCAUCAAAGAAUACAUACAGGAGAAAAACCAUAUAAAUGCACAAUGUGUGAGAAAAGUUUUAGUCGCAGCUCAGAUCUUGUUAAUCAUGAGAGAACCCAUACAGGAAUAAAACCAUUUAAGUGUGCUAUAUGUAAGAAAAGUUUCAGUCGAAGUUCUCACUUGGUAACUCACCAGAGAAUCCACACAGGAGAGAAACCCUUCAAAUGUGUAAAGUGUGGGAAAUGUUUCAGUGAUAAAUCGUACUUCAGUUACCAUCAAAAAAUCCACCUGCAUUAGGACUGAAGAAGUGAAGACUGUGUUCUUUUAGUUGGCAGAAGUUACUGAGAUGAAUGGAACUAACCAGUAACUCAGCAAAUGAGAUUAGGAUCUGAAGACUGAAUGGUUUGGGAAAUGUAAAGAUGAAGUUUAAUGUUCAGUUGUAUAAACAAAUAUUUUUCAUUUGUAUUGGUGUUAGUUAAAAGAUGAAUUGUUCAAGGUUAAUGACACCAGCCUGAAGAGAAAAGAUGCAACUGCCUUUCAUUAUUAAUUCCCACAAAGUUGUUUUAUUCCUCUCCCUUUAAUGCCAUUGUGUUUCUUAUGGUUGUGUUGUGGGAUGUGUAAGGCAAAGAAGCAUUGGGAUUGAAUGAAUAAAGAAUAAGUUUCUUAAAUUGGCUGAGAAUACCAGUUUAGUUGGAAAUAGAUAGAACCUUGGUGAACAAGAUUAGAAUUUGAAGACUGAGUGCCUCGGGCAGUGGAAAAAUAAAACUUAAAGUUCAGAUUUAUGAAUAAAUUUUAUAUUUGUGUUGGCUGGUCAAAACAUCAGAUGGAUUUUUCAAGGUAAAUGAUAUUAUCUUGGUGGAAAGUGAAGGGGCUAAGUUUUGUCAUUGUCCCCCACAACUAAAAUUGUUCCAUUGUCCUUUGAAAACAAUUUUGUUUCUUCAGGUUACAUUCUGAAGUGGUGAACAUGUCAUUCUCUAGCCUACUUAACUCCAAUUCAGUAAUAUCAUUAUUUGGUGAGAGUUCCAUUUUUCAAAUAUUUACAAACUAUCAUUCUGCUGCCCUAAUCAAAAACUAAGUGGGAUACAUGAUUAUAAAGUAAUGUAACUCAUUUCUUUUUUAAACAAUCAGGCCACAACUUUGAGGUUUCAAUGAGUGUUGGAACUUGCAAAGUAGUUCCCCCUUGGAAGCUACAAACAUAUUUCAUUGAUGCUGCUAUUGUUCGAGGCAUAUGUGGAACUCCUCUUUGGAGACUGGAUUUAGAGCCCCUCACAUACUACUUUUAAUAUUGCAAUCAUCCUUUGAAUGCGGAUUUGUUUUUUUGAAACAGUCAAAAUUUAUUCUGAGCCAAGAAUCAUGUGACCUGAUUCUUGGGUUUAAAAAACAAAGUCUGACUAAGAAGUAAUAAGACUAACUUUCUGUGUGUGUGCUUUGAAUGGAGUUCCCAAAGAGGAUUUGCUAAAGUGUUUUGAGCAGCGUCAUUGGAAUAAGGAUAUGGCUUCUCAAAGGCACUGCUGUGAAGACAACCUUCCUGUUAGGGGAUCAGAGAAGCAGUAUGACAUAGUGGAAGAAACCCUGGAGUCAGAAUAAUUAGGGUUUGAGCCCUGGUUCAGCCACUUACAAGUUGUCUGUGGGCAAGUAACCUCACCCUCUGGGCUCUGAUUUCUCCUCACUGUGAAAUGGGGCUAAUACCUUACAGCCACCUUACAGGGCAGUUGCAAGGAAACAGAUUUGUAAACUAUUAAGUACUCGAGGGGGGUUAUUUUGACGAGUAGAAGUUGUACAGUCUUUCCUAAAUUAGCCUUCUUAUUUAGGAGUCACACUCCUUUUUCAGUUUCUUUGGUCUUUUUUUUCAUAAAUGAAUCCCUUCAGCUCCUUAUCACUGUUAUGACUUCUCUUUUUCCCCGUUCUUUUGUUUUAUGAGAAAGGAGCACCUCAGAAGUCUCUGCUUUGAAAGGUCUUGUCUUGAAGAGCAGUCAAUAGAGAAGCAAAGGAAUAUAGCCACUUCUGGAUUAAUUACAUGGGGAUUGUCCUUAGUUCCAAAUUAUACAGAUAUUUUUGUUCAGAUGCAAUUGAAUAGUUCCCUCUAUAUGGUGGUGUCUGCUCCUCAAAAAUCUCAUGUAAAGUUAGAUUACUUUAACUGUGCUAGUGGAGUUUUGCCAUUCAAAGAAAGGCUCUGUGUGUGUGUGUGUGUGUGUGUGUGUGUGUGUGUGUGUGUGUAUUAAUGUGAAUGAUCCUCCUCCUCAAUCCCUGUCAUUUAACUUUUUUAAAAAAUAAAUCUAAA
Molecule: messenger RNA, 4535 nt
Organism: Phascolarctos cinereus (koala)
Lineage: Eukaryota; Metazoa; Chordata; Mammalia; Diprotodontia; Phascolarctidae
Source: RefSeq, a predicted model, not a curated record